AAAAAAAUUUAAGAAGUAAAAUAUUAUGAGAAUGAAGGGAAAAAAAAAAAAAAAGAAAAGCAAAAAAAGAAAAGAAAAAAGAAAAGAGGGUUAAAGAUGAAUAGGAUGGUGGCACCUGAUGGAGACAAAGAAAUCAGAGAGGAUGGACUUAAUUCGGAGUUGGACUCAAGUCGAGAGUGGCAGAGGCAAAAGGCCAGCUAAAAAAAAAUUCAAAAGCCAAAUUGGAGGAGGGAGCCGUGACGAGACCAGCAUCCAAGAAGGAAGGAGAAUGGAAUGGGGAUGAAUUCCAAUGAAUUGCAUGAAUGAAUCCCAGCUGAGUCACAUUAAUAAUAUUGAACUAGUUGGGG
Aspergillus candidus is the source of this 347-nucleotide messenger RNA. RefSeq lists its product as uncharacterized. NCBI's taxonomy places the organism in Eukaryota, Fungi, Ascomycota, Eurotiomycetes, Eurotiales, Aspergillaceae. The transcript has a single exon. Bases 119 to 283 code for a protein of 54 amino acids. The record is from RefSeq and is a predicted model, not a curated record.